AUGGGGGAAGGAAAGGAUAAAUAUGAACAGAUAGCAUGGAUAGGGGAAAUGGAAAGACACAUUGGCCUAUAUAUGGAGAACGAAGAAAUGGGAUUGGAGUUAGGAAGCAAAAGAGAUGGAUGGAAGCGAAGAAGAAGAGGAAAGAGAUGGCUGAACAAGAAGAAUAAGAAGAUGAUGAUAAAGAAGAAGAAGAGGACGAGGAGGAGUAAGAGGAUGAGGAAGAAGAAGAAGAAGAAGAAGAAGAUGAUGAUAAAGAAGAAGAAGAGGACGAGGAGGAGUAAGAGGAUGAGGAAGAAGAAGAAGAAGAAGAAGAAGGAGAAGGAGGAGAAGAAAAGGGAAAAGAAGAAGAAGGAGAAGCAGAUAGAGAGAGAGAUGUGA
Molecule: messenger RNA, 378 nt
Organism: Lytechinus pictus (painted urchin)
Lineage: Eukaryota; Metazoa; Echinodermata; Echinoidea; Temnopleuroida; Toxopneustidae
Exons: 1
Coding region: 1-378 (125 amino acids)
Source: RefSeq, a predicted model, not a curated record